This is a messenger RNA of Polypterus senegalus (gray bichir), 7707 nucleotides long. RefSeq names its product guanine nucleotide binding protein (G protein), alpha activating activity polypeptide O, a (gene gnao1a). NCBI's taxonomy places the organism in Eukaryota, Metazoa, Chordata, Cladistia, Polypteriformes, Polypteridae. Bases 389 to 1453 code for a protein of 354 amino acids. Gene Ontology annotation, biological process: G protein-coupled dopamine receptor signaling pathway; adenylate cyclase-modulating G protein-coupled receptor signaling pathway. The record is from RefSeq and is a predicted model, not a curated record. The transcript is spliced from 8 exons. Gene Ontology annotation, cellular component: heterotrimeric G-protein complex. Gene Ontology annotation, molecular function: corticotropin-releasing hormone receptor 1 binding; GTP binding; G-protein beta/gamma-subunit complex binding.
CUCGCUCCACUCGUGACGUCAGUCGGCAAGCCAGCCAGCCAGCGAGCUCUGAUCCUGGCGCACUCUCCCUCUUUCCUCUCCAUUGUGACCAGCUGAACGAUGCGAUCGUUCGCAGCCAUCGCCGCCGCCCAUUAGAGACCCCCAGCCCGCACACUUCGGCAGACCGACCCCCGAGCGCUUGCCCAGCCCUCUUAGCCCCGGACCGACUGCAGCCUCAUAGUGCUUCUGAUGUGUUAGUUCGCCAGCAAAAAAGAAAGGAAGAAGCGACAGCGACGAAGGAGGUGAAGGGAAAAUAUAAAAAAGGAGAAAGAAGGAGAAGGGGGAUCGCUCGUUUUUUCUGCGCUGCCUGAAUACAUAUCGGGAGAGAGAGAGCCGAGGUCUGUUCGCCAUGGGAUGUACACUGAGUGCUGAGGAGAGAGCCGCCUUGGAAAGGAGCAAGGCAAUCGAGAAAAACCUGAAAGAAGACGGUAUCACGGCGGCAAAGGAUGUAAAAUUACUCCUGUUAGGGGCAGGGGAAUCAGGAAAGAGCACCAUCGUAAAGCAAAUGAAGAUUAUUCAUGAAGAUGGGUUCUCUGGUGAGGAUGUGAAGCAGUACAAGCCUGUGGUCUACAGCAACACAAUUCAGUCUCUGGCAGCUAUCGUUCGUGCCAUGGAUACCCUGGGCAUUGAGUAUGGAGACAAGGAGAGACGAGCCGACGCCAAGAUGGUUUGCGAUGUGGUCAGUCGAAUGGAGGACACAGAGCCCUUCUCUCCUGAGCUGCUUACGGCGAUGAUGAGACUCUGGGCGGAUUCGGGAAUCCAAGAAUGUUUUAACCGAUCCCGUGAAUAUCAACUUAAUGACUCUGCCAAAUACUAUCUAGACAGCUUAGAUCGGAUUGGAGCAGCGGACUACCAGCCAACAGAACAGGACAUCUUGCGGACCAGGGUCAAGACGACUGGGAUUGUAGAAACUCAUUUUACGUUCAAGAAUCUCCACUUCAGGCUGUUUGAUGUGGGAGGUCAAAGGUCAGAACGAAAGAAAUGGAUCCACUGCUUCGAAGAUGUGACAGCAAUUAUUUUCUGCGUGGCAUUAAGUGGCUACGAUCAGGUGCUUCAUGAAGACGAGACCACGAACCGCAUGCAUGAAUCUCUGAAGCUAUUUGACAGUAUCUGUAACAACAAAUGGUUUACUGACACAUCCAUCAUCCUCUUUCUAAACAAAAGGGAUAUAUUUGAAGACAAAAUUCUGAAAUCUCCUCUGACUAUCUGCUUUCCAGAAUACACAGGCCCGAACACUUUCACCGAUGCUGUGGCCUAUAUUCAGUCACAAUAUGAGAGCAAGAACAAGUCUCCCAACAAGGAGAUCUACACCCACAUAACUUGUGCCACCGACACCAAUAACAUCCAGUUUGUCUUUGACGCUGUGACAGAUGUCAUAAUUGCUAACAACCUGAGAGGAUGUGGACUGUAUUAGUGCCAAAACAAAAAAAAAAAAGAGAAAGGCCAGCUGUAAAAGAGGAGCUCAUCCUGGGCCACAGUGCUCUCCCAGUUACAUUUAACAUACUGUAACAAAAUGUUUCUGAUUCUCUGCUGCUUUUUUAUUUUUUAAUACCUUUUCCAACCAUUCAUACAAACUUUUCAGAAAUGUUCUACAAUUAUAACGCUGAUAAUUGACUAAAACAAAAAUAUAGCGUGCUUAUUUAGGAUACACCUUUAAACUGCUGAACAAUUAAUUAUUAAAUAUAUUAAAAAUAGCAACAUGCCCAGCUGGAGAAACAUAACUGCCACUGGAGCAGUUCAUCCAAGAGCUUUGCCAUAAAAACACACCACAGUGAGAGGGAAGAAGGCCAUUUGUGCUUAUCAAAAGAUUUCUGAGUUAUGAAACAGUCAGUUUUUUUUUUUUUAAUAUGAACUUGCAAAACAUAUUCAGCUAAAGAAAACGUAGACAAUUUGUUCAUCUCCAUGACAACAACUGGUUUUGUAAAUAGUGUGAUUUACUUGUUUAUGGUAUUGUGAUGUAUAUUGGAAAGUCUGUGGAAAGACAGGAGUUGGUUUUCUCCUUUGUGAUUAAUGGAUCUGAAAGCCAGUUGAAUGUGACUGUUUCUUUGUGAUCAGUUACUUGUGUCCACCAUAGCUGAUGUAACCAAGGGUGGCCAGCUAUUUUUAAGUACUGGAGAAUCAUUAUUUCAUUGUACAGUAUCCCUUACUGUACUGAGAUACAACUGCCAGGAUGCAGCCAUAGCCGGGAUGUCUCUCUGGAGACGCCCAUAACUUGGUAAAGCUGUAUAACUGUGUAACAGGGAGCAGCAGAGUCAAUCACUCUGACAGCUGUGGUAGUGGGAAGAGGGAGACUAGUGUGGGUACUGUAAUGAUUUGUAAAUCACAUGCCAAAACACUAAAAGAGAAAUAAAUCUUUGAAUUUCUAAGAAUUGUACCAGGGAAUGAAAAAGAACCAUUAAGGCAAUCACUAGGGAAAGCCUAAAUUAUUGAGUAACAAAAUAGAAAUGAUACAUGAGUACAUAGUUAAAACAAAAAGGAUCAGCAACCAAAAAACUGAACAUUAACUUAGGUUUCACUUCCCUAACUCCCAUCAUAACAAAGUUUGUUUUUAUUUGGAAAGAUCCAACAUAAAUAUAACAGAAGGUGUGUGCCACCAUCUUUUACAGGCGGAGCAAGAUGACACACACCAAUACAUGUCCUCCACACAACAUAGUUUGUAAUAAUCUAGCUAUAGCCAUAAAAAUUGACGACUGCAGCAACCAUCUAUAAACAUAAUACAAAAUAGUAUCAAUGAAACAUCACUGCCAAAACAAACAAAAAAAUGUACAAAAUGGAUAGCUAAAAUGACAAAAAUAAAGUGAAAAUGUACUAGGUAAGCCCCAGCACAAAUUCCUGACACAUACAGUACCACCAUCCUUGAGGUCACACUGGUUGCUAGAAUCCAGUGGUGCGUGUUGUGGGCCGCAUGUAAUGUUGACUGCUCUUCACAGACAUGCAGGUCCCUGUGCUGAAGACUGGCUUUCUCUCUGCCCAUUGAUAUGUUGCUUCAUAGAAUUUGCAGAGCCAGCUCUUUGUCCACUGCCAGUGGUGGAUGGCUCCAGGCUCCUUACCGAAUCAAAAUGACUCUGGUCUUGAUUGUGUAACUCUGCUGGUUGUUGGGUUAGCUAUUUCACCUCAUCUUAAAAAUUUAAGAAUGAAACUGUCAGCACUGCUUGUGAGUUUGUGUUGCAUUUUAUUAGCCCGUGGUCUGUGACUGAGAAUGCUGGUAAAGUUGUGAGCCUUUUCACUUUCAGGUGAAGAUGAUGUGUGCCCUGACAGUGACAAAUUGAUGGCCUUAAUGGCUGCCUCGAAUAUAGAUCUGCUUGUGCCAAGACAUGGUCUGUUGCAUCUGGGAAUGACAGAUGUAAUACUGGAAAAGGUCAAAUACAAGAACCACUGAUUAAUACAGAAAAAGGUGCCAAAUCAGUCAAUAGUAUUAAGGAACUUGUUGGACAGCAAGCUUCAUCAAGUUAAAAACUCCCGAGUGCAAAUAUUCACCUGAACAAGGUUGACAGGCCAGGCUUUUAGCCUGCUUCUCCUUAGUUUUCUUUUUAAUUUUAGGGUUACUUUGUUUUGAAAUGAAAACUUGUUUUGUAAAACUUGAUAAGAAACGCACAAAGCUGGUUGUACACACUGUAUGGUAAUUCCUUCCUACGUGGCAUGGUGCCUACAUGGUCUUUGGUCUCUCGAUUUCUACACAGGUUGUUGUGACUUAUGUGCUAGAUAUCAUUUUCCUCCUGUAAUGUUUCGCUGGAUGACCUGUUUACCUUCCACAUUUUAAUGAUAUGCUGUGUGGUUGAUAGGUUACUGUAAAACAACAUCUGGCAUGUAUUUGUGUGGCUCAUUGUGGCUGAGAUAAACUGAAAAUGAUUGAAAAGCAUUAAUAAAAAUAAACAUGGGCAGAAGUAUCCCAUACUAACAGUAUGUGUAAUUCCUAAACAUUGUCCUAUAAUGCAUGGUUUCCAAAAAUGUUAUUUACUUUUACAUUGAUUAAGCUAGAAGACUUUCUGUGAUGGGAGAAAUUGGGCUCUCUUCUCAAACUGUGAAAUGUAGCACGAAUUAAUGUCAUCAAUACUGAUAAUGAUAUUUAUUUAGUUCUGGUUGAUUUACUAGGUAUAUGACAGGUAGACCUCUGAAAUGUAUGAUAAUUGUUGAAUUUUGCUCAGGCUGUCUGAUGUUAAGAGGUAGUUACUGCUGUUGAAUUUUUGCAGAAAGCAGGUUUGUUUUUACUGAUCUGUUACUAUGAGUUUACUAUAUCAAGUGUCCUACCUGCUCAUUUUUAGUUUUUAACGCACUUAUUCCACCCCUCUUCCAAUUUGGUUCUGUUCAUGCAAUUACUAUGGAAACCUUGCAGAUCAGAAAUCUUACUCACUGGCACACCUAAUUCUCCCCUGUGACAAGUUGUAGAUCACCUAUGAUCCCAAUCUGUCUGCUUCUUCAUAAUCUUGUGACCUCAGUAAAUGUAAUUUAAACCAAUGUUAAAUAUAACUCUAUAUUUUCAAUCCCAAUUUUGAAUCCUGGUCUGGUUUCAACCAUGCAAGUGGCAUCUUUCAAUUCCCAUUCAAUACAGGAACAGAUCUGUAUUGAUCCUCCUAGGCAAAUAUUCUAAUGAUCCAAAGGGGGGAACUGCAGUGUUAUAGCAACCACCGCCAAAAAAAACACUACAGAAUAUAUUCUUAGUGGAACUGAUAGAAAGAACUCACAUAUUUAAAUGGUAAAAAAAUUCUUUACCCAGAGGUUAAAUGUUGUAACAAUUAUAGUAAAAGAGACCUUAAGUAGCAUUUGAUGGUAACACUGCAGUAGAAGCAAUCUUGUACUAAUUGUGCUCCAUAGGUUGAUCAUAAUGUUGGUGUGAGACAUUGUUCAUGGUGCCAAUAUCUAAGCCAGUCUCAUCCUUUUUGAUUCUGUCUCCAGUGUCCACACUUUUGCCCGAAACUCAACCUGCUAUUGCCCCAAAAUAACCCAUUUGGAACUACAAAUUGAUAGAGCAUUUGAAGAAAUGUUCCAUCCAUCCUGGAUACCUGAGGAAAUAUAGUCACCUCUGGCCAUUGUGUAUAAUGCUUCAGUGUUUGCAACCCAAUCUAGAGUUGUGCCCAAGUGCACCCUCAAGUAUUUAUAUGCCUGAACCACCUUAAUCUAGCAGAGCUAGAUGUGUAAUACAUACAUCUGGAGACCACCAUGAAUGAAAUGUGGCCAGGGACAGUUUUAAUGGUUCAGUGAGUGUCACAUUUCUAAACCAAUCCAACACCUCAUGAUGGCAGAGCUCAGAGUAGGGUCAGUGAUUUAAACAGCAAAGAGUAGUGGUGCUGUUGUUAACGUCACUUGACCAACAGCAAGCCUGUGGUUUCAAUGGAUACAUCAUUUGUGGCUCCAAAGUCUCUUAAAAAAGACCACUGCUAAACAAAUAAAUAUGUGUUGUGAGUGAGAAGAACAAAUUACACGUGUAAAAAUAUAAACAUAACCUGCUGCAAGGGAAAAAUAAUUCUGUAAAAGCAGAUUAGUUUGGCUUUCAAAGAAAUCACUGGGCUAGUGGUAGACAUGAACGGUGCAUUGCUGUUGGCCGUAUAAGAUGUCAGUCACUUACAGUGUGAGGUUAAAAGAACAGGCAGCUACAUUCAUGGAAAGACGCAGUGUAAAAUAAUGCAUUCCAACAAAAAGAACUUCCCUUAGGCGAGACUGAGCACAGCUACAGGAGAUGCAGAAUUCACUCCUCAAUACACCCAAAACAGUUAAUGUGCCUAACGGACCUGACACCCCCCCAAAUGAAUGAAGGACGGGGCUCUGAUGGCAUGUCUAAACGAAUAACUAAAGUUAAUAUUACUGUUAAACGUGUCAUAUCUACGUAUUGCCGUAGCGUUUUAACUCAAAUGUAAUCCCACAAUGCUUUACUAAACACUAUUUGCUGUUUUUAUUUCAUGUAGUGAGGUAAUUGCCAAAGUGACAGCUAAAUUAUUAAGCAAGCUUCACUUAACCCAUGCUACUGAGCUUUUGAAUUAAUAACUGCAAUUUUAGUUCAUUGUGUGAUUUACAGCAAGUCAUCUAAUUAGGGUCUGCUCCAAUUGCAAAAUUUACAUUUAUUUGGCUAACACCUUCAUACAAGGUGACUUACAACAUUUGAGAUACAAUUAGUAGGCAGGGGUGGUAACUUGCUCAUGGGCACACAGUGUCAGUAGAAGGAUUUGAACCUGAACGUUUCAAUUCCAAAGCCUUAACCACACUGCCUGCUGAAAUAAUAUAAAGCUUUGUAAAAAUGCUAUGUAUCUUAAAAUGCCUUCUUUAUACUUGCAAAGGAUCUUGGGAUAGAAAAAGAACUGUAAAAGAUACAGUUUAGGUUGAGAGGGAAGCCAAUUGGUUAGAAGUUAGUGCUGCAAAUUGACAUCUAUGUGUUUUCUCCACAUACCUCAGUUGUGUGUGUAUAUUCAUUAGUUGACUUUAAAUUGUCCGGGUGUGAACGAGUGUGCCAAUGUGCAGCGCAAUGGAAAACAGAAAAUGGGCGCAGGCAUGAAAGAUUACAUGCAGAGGAACUGUGACACUUCUUAGGCCGGAAAGAUUUAAACAAACAUAAGUAAGGAAUGGGACAUAUUUAUCAAACAGAAUUUACCACUACUGUAUUAAGCAUAUUACAAAAUUUUAUUUUUCAAUUAAUUUCAAGAAUAUUUUCUGCAAAGUUUAUACACUAUUUUAUAAGCUUGCCUAUUCCCAAUGCUCUGUUAAACACCACUGAAUGCAAAGUUCAGUCUUGUUGAUGGUUGCAGUUGAACAGUUUUGCCAAAGUGUGGAGCUUGGACACUGAGAAGUACACUGUGCGGAAAUUCAAAAGACCCAAACACUGGCUGCUGUUCCUAUGAACAGUAGGCUUACCUGGUGCAUACGUUUGUCCAUUUGUUCUCCAUUGCCAAACGCCAUUAUACCCAAAGUAUACUUUCGUCCAGUCACUUAUUAUGACUCAAGCAAGAGUGCUGACAGUUUUCUUUUCUUCUUUAGGUAACACUCGUCCCCGCUGUAACACCACCAUACAAGGUGAAGACCAAGGUGUCAGGGCUCAUAUUCUAAUUUAAACACGCAGCUAGUGGUCACUAAAACAAGACUGGGAUAUGGGACUUGAAAGUCUGCUGCUUUUCCCUACUUGCAGAAUACAAUUUAAAACAAUCUGCUUCCUUGGCUGAAUGAAGUGAAUCACUCAAGACCACCAAACACACGCCAGGAGGUGCAUCCUUGCAGAAUAUAUGUUUAGUGAGAGAUUUUCUUGGUCUUUUUUGGUUUUUUUUAUAAAUUGUAACAAAAUGGGAGGUGAAGACAGCCAUUCAAAGUGCAAGUUCUGAAGAAAAUGAUGGAAACUCUAACAAAAGGAUGAAAUGUGCCAAAAUUCCCAGUGAGGCCUGACUUAAGUUGGCACCACUUCUCCUGCUGAACAACAAACUGCCGACUCCCCCAAACAGACCCAACUCUGCUCUCCAUACUUUACGUCUGUGCUUACAGGCUGAAGACAUUGUUACUUUACACAAGUUCAUAUAUACAUACAUUCAUAUACAGUACGUGUGUGUGUAUAUAUGCAGUAUAUUGUAUUUUUGUAUUCAAGUGGCUAUCCAUUUUAUAAUAAAUCCUUAGAUGCUGUAAUUAUUUAUUGAUUUGUGGUAAUGUAUUUAUUAGAAAGAUAUUUAAUAAAGUCCCAGGCUCCUUUCCAGUGUG